This is a messenger RNA of Sorghum bicolor (sorghum), 1094 nucleotides long. RefSeq lists its product as uncharacterized. Lineage: Eukaryota; Viridiplantae; Streptophyta; Magnoliopsida; Poales; Poaceae. The transcript has a single exon. The coding region runs from base 7 to 642 and encodes 211 amino acids. The record is from RefSeq and is a predicted model, not a curated record.
CAGCAUAUGGUGGAGAAGGCGAGGACCAUGACCAUGGCGCGCAAGCUAGAGAUCCCGCAGUGGAAGCCCGACGGCCUGCUGCCGUCGCCGACGAGCCCGCUGGACCGCGCGUCGCCCCGCGGGUGGCGCCACCGCGACGCCGUCGGGGGCGUCGGGCUCGGGAUCCUCGCGGCGCUGGAGGCCGAGGAGGGCCCGCGCGCGCAGCCCGCCGCCGCGCUGGCGGUGCCGAGGGUGUCCAUCCCGCGUCGCGCGGCGCGGCUGGAGGUGUCGGAGCUCGGGUGCAGCGGGCGGUGCGCCACCAGCCUGUGCGGCGGCGGUGGCACGGCGUCCGCCAGGCGGCCUUCCGCGUUCCGCGUGGCGGAGUUCCUGUCGUGCUGCGACAUGUGCCGGCGGGCGCUGGACGGGAAGGACAUCUUCAUGUACCGCGGCGAGCGCGCCUUCUGCAGCAUGGAGUGCCGGUACCACGCCAUCGUGAGCGACGAGUUCCAGGAGGAGAAGGAGCGGAAGCGCCGCGCCGCCGCCGCCGCCGCCAUGUCUUCCGCCGCCGACGUGCCCAAGAAGUCUGCCGCGGCGGAGAUGGCCGGGUCGCCGUGCAGCGGCAGCGGGCAGAUCUUCUUCACCACCGGCAUCGUCGCCGCCUGAUGAGCCGACGGACGGAUCCACCAUUCCUUCUAGUCUAGUGAUCACCAAAAAAAAAAAUCCAGCUAGAGGAACCGGCGGCCGCUGUAACAUAAACAUGACAACAACAAGAAGAAAAAACCAUAAAAAAAAGCAAGAAGAGAAAUAAGGGUGGGCGUUUGUGUAGAGAAAUGGGUGGGGAAAAUUUGAGGUGGCAGGGGUGUUCAUUGGAUCUGGAUUUUUUUUUUUGUAUGAUUAGUAUUUAGUAGUACUACUAUCAUGGCGAUGAUGAUCAUGAUGACGAUGAUGGGCGAGAUGAGAUGUUUUUGUAGCAGCAGCAGCAGGAGAGAAGGGGGAGGGGAUGAUGACAAAGUUUUCCAAGGAUUGUUGCUUUCCCUUUUGUGUUUCUCCUCUGCUCUGCCAAAAGGAAUAACAUUUGAGAUCUGCCGUCAAUCUACGAGUAUCUGUUUGAUGAA